AGGCAGCAACCCACACGCCGCCGCCUCCUUUGCCUCCUUGACGACCCCCCCGACGACCUCCUUGACGACCUCCCCGACGAGGCCCGCCUCGCGGCCGGCCCCCACAUGCUCACCCUCGGGAACACCCCGCGGAUCGGGUCUGAGAUCUAGUCCUCGGUCAGGGGCGGGUGCCUAAACCACAAGCAAGAUCUAACAAAGUACAUGUCGUACGAAGUCGUAGGGGUGUGCUCCUCCUCCGACGUAUUCGCUCAAAUACUAAUGCUAAAAGGUUGCGAGCCCCUCCCCCGGCGCCGGUGCCACCCACCUCAGCCUAAAAACUACGCAGAGCCUCGGUCCCUGCCGGGUCCAUGUGGGCCACCCGACACAAGCAUCGUGUGGGACCUGUACACGUGUAAAAACUACACGUGCCUAAUAGAGAGAAAAAAAUUCCCGGGCUCCUACGACUGCAAAGCCUGCUUCGAUUUACAAGGAAGGGAAAAACAGAGAUGGCAAUACGACAACGGCGGGCUAGACUUCGGGAUGGAGCAAGUCCUCGCAACGAAGGCGCCCAGGAGCGUGAGGAUCGGGCUGGACAUCGGGGGAGGGUCGGGGACCUUCGCUGCGAGGAUGAGGGAGAGGAACGUGAUGAUCAUCACGACGUCGAUGAACUUCGAUGGGCCGUUCAAUAGCUUCAUUGCAUCGAGGGGGCUGAUCCCGAUGCACGUGAGCAUCUCGCAGAGGUUUCCGUUCUUCGAGAACACAUUGGAUAUUGUCCAUUCGAUGCACGUGCUGAGCAACUGGAUCCCGGAUCCGAUGCUGGAGUUUGCUCUGUAUGACAUAUACAGAGUGCUGAGGCCGGGCAGGCUGUUCUGGCUCGACCGGUUUUUCUGCGUCGGGUGGCAGCUUAACGAGACGUACGUGCCUAUGUUCGACCGGGUCGGGUUUAAGAAUUUGAGGUGGAACACCGGGAUGAAGCUGGAUCGAGGCAUUCAGAAGAAUGAGUGGUACUUCUCUGCUCUCUUGGAGAAGCCUAUCAUCACCUGAGAUGGCUUAUUUACAUGCAUACAUACCUACUAACAUCCAAAGUAUACUUAU
Salvia splendens (bonfire salvia) is the source of this 1074-nucleotide messenger RNA. Its product is annotated as probable methyltransferase At1g29790. The record is from RefSeq and is a predicted model, not a curated record. Gene Ontology annotation, molecular function: S-adenosylmethionine-dependent methyltransferase activity. NCBI's taxonomy places the organism in Eukaryota, Viridiplantae, Streptophyta, Magnoliopsida, Lamiales, Lamiaceae. The transcript has a single exon. The coding region runs from base 202 to 1023 and encodes 273 amino acids.